Cooperia oncophora is the source of this 2799-nucleotide messenger RNA. The record is from the annotation of a GenBank genome assembly. NCBI's taxonomy places the organism in Eukaryota, Metazoa, Nematoda, Chromadorea, Rhabditida, Trichostrongylidae.
AUGCCUGUGAGGGAGAAGUGGCGAUACUGGACGCUACGAACACGACACGUGCUCGCCGACGUUUCCUCAUCGAGUAUGGCCAGCGCCCAGAGCUAUCCCAAAGCUUCCGUGUGUUUUUCGUUGAAAGUGUCUGCGAUGAUCCGGACAUCAUCAAUUCGAACAUUACGGAAGUCAAGAUCAACUCUCCUGAUUACAAAGGGUAAAAUGACGCAAGAACAAGCUAAAGAGGACUUUGUCAAAAGGAUUGAGAACUAUAGACUACAAUAUGAACCGAUAGAUGAGGACACUGACGACGAAUUAUCUUUUAUCAAGGUGAUAAAUGCUGGAAAAUCGUUCUACGUCCACAAUGUGAAAGGUCAUAUUCAAAGUAGGGUUGUGUAUUUUCUUAUGAAUAUCCAUCUGCUACCACGUAGUAUCUACCUCACUCGUCAUGGCGAAAGCGAAUACAACCAGAUUGGACGAUUAGGAGGGGACAGUCCAUUGAGUGAAAAUGGCCUCAAAUAUGCUCAUAAACUUCACGAGUACUUUAAGAAUGAAGCUCUGAAAGACUUGAGAGUGUGGUCUUCACAGAAGAUACGUGCUGCUCAAACGGCCACCUGCAUGCGCGAUCUAGCCACGCAUGUUGAAUACUGGAAAGUUUUAGAUGAAAUUGAUGCGGGCAUCUGUGAAGGCUUGACUUAUGAAGACUUCGAAGAACGAUACCCGAUGCAGUUCGCCGAACGAGAUCGAGAUAAAUAUCAUUACAGAUAUCCAAGUGGUGAAAGCUAUGAAGAUCUGGUGGCACGACUUGAACCUGUAAUCAUGGAGCUUGAACGCCAAUCUGAUGUUCUCGUUAUUUCUCACCAGGCCGUUCUUCGUUGUAUCUUGGCGUAUUUUACCAACAAAAAUCGGGAAGAUUUGCCAUACCUCAAAGUUCCACUUCACACUGUGAUUAAACUCACACCGAAAGCGUACUCAUGUGAAGUGGAACUAUUCAAAUUUGAUAUACAAGCAGUUAAUACGUAUCGGGAGAAACCUGGACAUCCGAGCGCUGGAGAUCUAUCACCAAGUGUGGCCAGCUCACGAUUGCUUUCAGGAAUGGUCAAUAUAGCUGCGCUGCGAAUAGCACCAGAGAAACAAUUUGCUGGACAAUUACCUGGUGAACGAGUAGAAAUCAUUGAUAAAAAUAUCGGUUACAUGUCUCCGAUUGGUAAAAUUUUUGGUCGAGUAUACAUAACAAGGUACCGAAUGAGAUUUGAAGGCAGCGAUGACAUUUGUCAAUUUGACGUGCCUCUGGGUUGUAUCUACAGGGUAGAGAAAGUCGGACAUUCCACUGUAAGUCGGGGUGAACAUGCAUACGGCUUACUGAUUGCAUGCAAGGAUAUGCGAACGAUACGGUUCAUCUGUCACCCUGCUAGCCAUAGUAGGCGCCCGUUAUAUGAUGCUUUGCUUCGCUAUGCAUUCCCUCUUACGAAUAAACUGCCACUCUACGCAUUUGUGUACGCGGCAUCACUACGAGAGUCACCGUCUACCUCACGGCAGCCCGUGAACGGAUGGACGUUGUAUGAUGCAAAAGUAGAGCUGAAAAGGCUCGGUGUACCGAAUGAUCAGUGGACCUUAACUGCAGUUAAUCAGUACUACGAUUUCGCGGACACAUAUCCCAGAUUGUUGGCCAUACCUGCGGCUGUGGAGGCGAAAGGCCGUGAGUUUCUAGAAAGGGUUGGUGAAUAUCGUAGCCGGCAACGGAUUCCGGUGUUAAGUUGGUUACAUCCAACCACACAAGCGUCAAUCACCCGUUGUGCGCAACCAAUGUCAGGCAUGACUAAUAGGAAGUGUACCGAGGAUGAGUGGUUUCUGAAGCAGAUUGUCAUGGCGAAUGCAGAUUCCCAUCACCUGCUCAUUUUUGACGCCCGUCCAGUUGUAAAUGCCAAGGUGAAUAAGGCUAAAGGCGGAGGAUACGAAGAGUCUUAUGAAGAAUGUUCGUUGGUGUUUCUCAACAUUCAUAAUAUACACGUUGUGCGAGAAUCGGUGCGAGUUCAUUCUUUUUCUUAUGGUUUAUCAUCAAUUUUACGGAAGUAUGAAAAGCUGCUUGUAACCCUCGUGUUAGUUGAGACGAAUUAUUUGAAGGAGCAAUUGGAUGAUUCUAAAUGGCCUCAAUUCAAUAAUUACACGAAUCGAAGUUCGGUACUUGUUCACUGCUCAGAUGGAUGGGAUCGCACGGCUCAGCUAACAUCUUUGGCCAUGCUACAACUGGAUCCAUAUUAUCGUACAAUCAAUGGAUUCGCUGUCUUGAUAGAAAAAGAAUGGUGUAGCUUCGGUCAUAAAUUUGGACAUCGGAUAGGUCACGGCGAAGACAAGCCAAAUGAUGGUGAACGAUCUCCGGUUUUUGUACAGUUCAUCGACUGUGUGUGGCAGCUUCUUCAGCAGUACGACUGUCACUUCGAGUUCAAUUCCUUCUUCCUCAUCGCGAUACUGGAUGAGCUAUAUGCAUGUAGAUUUGGUACAUUUUUGUAUAAUAGCGAGAAACAACGUCUGGUUGACAAUAAGUGCACGAAAGAAACUGUGUCUUUGUGGACCCAUUUACUUGAAAAUAAGAGGUUAUAUUUGAAUCCGUUGUAUAAUAAAGGUGACCAGCGUAAUGUACUCAUCAUGAAUUCCUCAAUGCGCGUAUUACGUGUUUGGACGGAGUAUUAUGCAAGAUAUAAUCCAUUUGUGAUUGCACCCGGUUCAAUGGCUGCCAAACGUCAUGCAAUUGAGCGAGCACUUGCUAAAAGAGCUAUUCUGGAGGAACUAGUAAAAGAUGAACUUUCUCAAGAAUGA